AAUAAAUAUAUAAAUAAUUGCCACUCCUCCUGGCACGCCUCUGGCCUCUCUUUACUACUAGAGAAGAAAAAAUAAAAACAGAAAAUAAUGGCGUUAUAGCCGUAGGAAUAAAAGAAAGGAUCAAAUCAAGAAAACCUUACUGAGUCAACUCGGUCCCCUCUUGAAUUCCCCUCGAAAACGGGAUUUCUCUCCGGUUCAGCGCUCUUUAGCACGAAUCUUUAAGUGGGUUCUUGGAAUUUUCUGUGCAUUGUGCGUAUUCGAGUUGAAUUCUUGUUUUCCGGUGAAUUCGCCGGAGCUCCGGUGAGUUGCUCCGGCAGAGUAAUGUGUGAUUGAGUGUGUUAAAAAAAACACAUAGAAAUAUGUUCAAGCCGGUGCGAUGGUGGAGCGAGAAGAACAAACUCAGAGUUGUAUUCAAGUUGCAGUUUCAUGCAUCUCAGGUGACAGACGUUACAGGGGAUGGAUUGAUAGUAUCUAUAGUCCCCGCCGAUUCGGGCAAGUCAACCGUAAAAUCGGACAAGGCGACGGUCGUUGACGGUAACUGCUACUGGGGAAACCCCGUUUACGAAACCGUUAAGUUCAAUCAAGAUCCAAAAUCGGCGAAAAUUCACGAGAGGGUGUACUCUUUCGUACUAGUAACGGCCACGUCUAAAUCUUGCAUUGUUGGCGAAGCUUCCGUCGAUUUUUCGAGUUACGCCGAGUCGACUAAGGCCUCGUCGGUGUCUCUUCCCCUCAAGAACUCGAAAACCAAAGCUACAUUGCAUGUAUCAAUCCAGAGGAUGCAUGAAUCCAUAUUGGAUCAAAGAGAGGUUAAAGAAAUGGAGAGCGUCGAAUUGUGUUCGAAAGAUAACACCAUCAUAAGCAAUUCUAUUCAAGAGAUUCCGUUUAAUAAGAAGAAUGUGAAACGCAGAGCAUCUAGUGUGUCCGAUAUUACGAUAUCAAGUUCAGACGGAAGCAGCUCCGUAAUGGAAUCGCCUUGGGAGAUAGUGCCGAUCAAGAACGACGAGGAUUCUGUGGGCCCGAAAUCCAACGGCCCUAUACGAACGCACAACGAUCAUCGCAGCUCGUGGGAGUUAUCCAGUACGGAAGAAUCUUCUUCGGAUGUUCUGAUCGUAGGGCUGAAAUCCGAUCUCGCCGCUCUGUCGAGAAAAGCGGAGACUUCGGAAUUAGAGAUGCAGAAUCUCCGUAAGCAGAUCGCGAAGGAGAGCAAAAGGGGGCAGGAUUUGUGGAGGGAGAUUGUUUCCUUGAGAGACGAAAGAGAUUAUUUGAAGGAAGAAUUAAAAUCUCGAACGAGUUUCCGAUUCGACGGAGUCGAUAUCGAUGAGCUUAGGGAAGAACUCAGUCACACGAAAGAGCUCAAUUCCAAUCUCCGUAUUCAGCUCGAGAAAACUCAAGAAUCGAAUUCCGAGCUGAUUCUUGCCGUGAGAGAUCUCGACGAAAUUGUCGAGCAGAAGAAUCGGGAAUUAAAAUCAGAUUUUUACGACGACGAUGAAGAACAGAAGGCAUUGGAGAAGCUUGUGAACGGAAAUUACGAAAAUAUCCCCAAGGAAGCGAAUCUUCUACAACGACAGGUCGUUGACCUACUCGCCGAGAUCGAGACGUACAAGAGAGAUAGAGACGAGCUCGAGGCGCAGUUGGAACAGCUGGCGCUCGAUUACGAAAUUACUAAGCAAGCCAAUCACGAGAUGUCGUUUAAGCUCGAGCAGAGCAAAAUCCAAGACCAGCUGCAAAUGGAAAACGAGUGUUCGUCUUCUUCUUCAUCUUCCGAAAAAAACGAGCUCGAUAACUACAUCGAAAAUCUCGAAAACGAACUUGAAAGACGUUCGAAAGAACUCGAAGCCCAUGUGAAGGGAUUGGAGGAAGAGCUCGAAAAACAAGCGCUAGGGUUUGAAAUGGAUAUCGAAGCUCUUACGAAGUCGAAAAUCGAGCAAGAACAGAGAGCGAUUAGAGCAGAGGAAACCCUAAAGAAGAUGAGAUGGAAAAACGCUAAUACGGCGGAGAGACUUCAAGAAGAGUUUCGAAGGCUUUCGGUGCAGAUGGGGUCCACAUUCGAAGCGAACGAGAGAUUGGCUAUGAAAGCUUUGGCCGAAGCGAACGAGCUUCGUUUGGAGAAAAUCCGUUUAGAGGAAUUGCUUCGGAAAAAAUCCGAAGAAAUUUUGGUUAUGAGGGACGAGAACGAAGCGAAUGUUGCGAAGAAUAAGAUUCUAUUGGAUGAGAUGGAAGGUAAGAAGAAGUUGGUUCGGGAGAUUGAAAGAACGAGAAUUUCGAUUAAGGAAAUGGAAUUGCAAGUGGAGCAAGGGAAUGACGAAAGGAUAGAAAUCGAGCGUAGGGUUUUAUCGGCGAGGAGAGAAGCGGAGGAUUCGUACAAGGAAUUGGAUAAAAUGAGAUUUGUUUUGGAGGAAAAGGAAUUGAUAAUCGAGAAAAUGCAAUCGGAGAUUAACGCUCUUCGAUUCGAGCGAGAUGAAUUGAAGCAUUCGUUGUCGGAGAAUGAGAAGGACAAGGAUAAUUUGAGGAAGCAAGUUUUCGAAUUGACAAGUGAUUUGAAGAAGAGGGAAAUGAUUUCGAGCAAGCCCGUUUUUCGCGGGCCUAAUAAAGAUGUCGUACCAAAUCUCAAGGAGAGAAUAAAGUUGCUUGAGCGCGAGAUCAAGUUAAAGGAAACGGCUAUUGAAACAUCGGGUAAGGCGUAUUCGGACAAGGAAAACGAGCUUCUUAGGAAAAUCGAGGAGUUGGAGAAAACAGGAGAAGUUGAUGAGUUGAAAAACGAGAUAGAAUUAAUGAAGAAGAAGAACGAAUCGAUGGAAGUGGAGUUGAAGGAAAUGGAGGAGAGAUAUUCGGACAUAAGCCUUAAGUUUGCAGAGGUUGAAGGGGAAAGACAACAACUUGUGAUGGAUUUACGCAACCUUAAAUAAUGCUAGUUACGAGCCCGUAAACGUUUUUAUAACUUUGGAAUUCGAUAAAUUCGGAGUAUUUUUCGAAAUUUAUAUAUUCUUUUAAAUUUGUUUGUUUUUCCUCAGUUUAUGAUCUCAUUGGAUGUAAUAUGUAAAAUUAUCUAAGAUGAUGUAACAAUGUAGGAGUUGUGCUUGGAUGCCUUAUUCUUUUAUUAUUUUCUUCAUUUU
Erythranthe guttata (spotted monkey flower) is the source of this 3113-nucleotide messenger RNA. RefSeq lists its product as uncharacterized. Lineage: Eukaryota; Viridiplantae; Streptophyta; Magnoliopsida; Lamiales; Phrymaceae. The record is from RefSeq and is a predicted model, not a curated record.